Galendromus occidentalis (western predatory mite) is the source of this 1962-nucleotide messenger RNA. RefSeq names its product ecdysoneless cell cycle regulator (gene ecd). NCBI's taxonomy places the organism in Eukaryota, Metazoa, Arthropoda, Arachnida, Mesostigmata, Phytoseiidae. The coding region runs from base 1 to 1962 and encodes 653 amino acids. The transcript has a single exon. The record is from RefSeq and is a predicted model, not a curated record. Gene Ontology annotation, cellular component: nucleus.
AUGGCCAUGCCAGUUUCGAGCGCGGAGGAUACGGUGCGGUACCGGGUGUUCUGUUCGGUGAAAGCAGAUGCGGAAAUUUCGACCCGAGAAUCUCUGACACAACGCUUAGCGUCGAUCGAAAAGAAGAUUACGCCGAAAAUAAACUCAUACAUAUGGCACGUGGAGCAGCUGAAGCUCCGCGUCAUAGAAGCUCCUGAUCGUUCAUCGAACGGAAGCCAAACCGACGAUGGGGAGCAAGUCAUCGAAGCACAUCUCGGCGGUAGCGUGUUUUACGGAGAGAAUGUCGAUGAUGAAUGGUUCGUGGCUCAUCUCUUCCUCGAGCUGACCCGGGACGACAACGACUUGGUGGUUCAGAUCGACGACGAAGACGGUGACAUAUUCCUCAUCGAAGCUGCGCAUUGUCUGCCAAAAUGGCUCAGCCCGGAAAACGGUGCCGACCGGGUAUAUUUGCAUCGGGGCGCUAUUCACAUAGUUCCAACCGAUAUCAUUCCAGAAGACGAACUCACAAUCAAGAAAGCCGUGGCGCUGGUGAGGUCAAGUCCGGCGAAGACGGUCGCCUCUUCGAGUAUCCAGCAGGCGAUCCGAUGCAAGACAAAAGACUUCGAGACCCCCGCGACCAUGCGGGGCGUGAAGUUACAUUUAGCAACGCUGUCGCUACCGAUCAAAGCGGCGCAAAUGCUCCGCGACGACCCGAGUGUCGUCUCAGAUGCGAUUCGAAGCUUCACUCUCAGAACACCUCUUGACGAUAGAGCUCUACGAGCCAUGAAACAUUUUCCGCCGGAGGUUUGCGUUCGCCGGAAUGUGCUGAUGACCCGUUUCAACUACGCGAUGUUGCGACACGAUAACUACGCUCCAAACCCCGUCACAGGAUGGAAGAUUCCGAUGUGCAAGGCUCGUGACAGCGCGGAGUUCAUCGAAGCGGAUCUCGGGAUGAAAAUCGCUUGCGGACUCGAAAUUUUAUGCGUCUCGCUGGAGGAAACAAAAACGUCGCUUGACAAGAAUGCUCGUUUCCUCCACUACGUCCGUCGUUUGAAGGAGCGAGGCUACUUCAAGGAACAUCGGGAUGGCUCAGGCCAAUACGAAGAGCUAUACGAUAAAGCCAAAGGAUUCUUCCUGCAGCAGGAUAAUGACGGUGAGGAUCCCGAAACUAGUCAUCAGCCGAGGGCGGAUUUUCUGGAGAAAUACCGAUCCACUUCGGUAGAUACGGCUCUUCUGACUGCGGAAGAGAAAUCCCUCCAACCAGCCGAUAGUGAACAGUGGAUGACGCUGAACGACGAGCAACUCAACAGUCUCCUGAAGCAGUACACUUCGGGAACCCCAAGUCAGGCGUUGCAGGACGCCUUCAAGGAAGACACCCUAGUCAAGGAGAUUACGGACGGACUGAAGAAUUUCGUGGCUAAAGAGUCGCCGCUCGAGGGGGUGGAGCCUUCAAAGAAACUCGGAAACUCAGACGCUCCGCAACGACAACGUCGCGGAGGCAGAAAGCACAAAAAAACGAGUAAAUCGAGUAAAGACACGCGUCAGACCGCCCCGCCCAACGCCACGGACGAUAUCGAAGACAUUAGUGGUAUGCUGAAGACGGUGCUCGAUUUCAAAAUUCCUUCCGAAUCAGAUUCUGAUUCUAGCUCAAUGAGCAGCUACGGCGAAGAGGGAGAUCAGGACGACGAGCUCUCGAAGGACAUGGUCGAAUACCUGAGCCUCAUGGAUCGAGAGCUCGACGGAACUGCCAUGGGCCAGAGUUUCGAGAAGAAAAACUUUCGUGGCGCUCCGAAGGCACCGAAGGAAAGCUGGGACGACGACGUGCCUGAAGUCGAUAUCCCACUCACUGCCCUCAAGAACAUUCUUAAGUCGUCGGCGGCCGCGGGCUCAAAGCCGGGCCCAGCACAGAAUCUCCUGCAUACGAUGGGACUGCACCUCCCCCCAACACUCGAUAGCGACGACGAUGCCGAUGAUGAAAAUUAG